ACAAAGCGUGGGGCGGCUAGCCGCACGGAAGUGGUUUCGUCUCGGCGGUUUUACAACAGCACCUGUCUGAGAAAUGAUAGCUCCUGCAUAUUUGAUAUCCAGUUACCUCUAUUAACUGUUUCUCAUGUCUCAAAGGGAGUAUUUUAUAUUCCAUUAAUAUAUCAUACAUAUAUUUACAUUAAACGAGCUACACGGAGGAGUGUUAGCCAGCCUGUUAGCUAGCUUGAUCAAAGCAAGCAGCCAUGCCGUCCUACUCAGAAGUGAGAAAAAGCAACCACUUCUACUACUUCAUCAAGUUCACACUAAAUGUCUACUCAAUGGUUUUCUCGCUCAUGGGCCUGUGCGUGUUGUGUGUGGGCGUGUAUGCGGAAGUGGAGAGGCAGAAGAAUCGGACCCUGGAGGGUCUCUUCCUGGCCCCCGCCGUGGUGCUCAUCCUGCUGGGCCUGGUGAUGUUCACCGUGUCCGUGGUGGGAAUGGUCGGAUCCCUCAGGGACAACAAGACCCUGCUGCACAUGUUUCUCUGUGUUCUGUGUGUGCUGCUGCUCCUCCAGGCAAUGACACUCGCCAUGGCUCUCAUCUUUGAAAAGAAGACAGUUGCGUUGUUUCAGAGCACCAUACGGGAAGGAAUUAAACACUACUACGACGAUCUGGACUUCAAAAAUAUCUUGGACUAUGUCCAGCAAAAGUUUUCCUGUUGUGGAGGGGAUGAAUAUAAGGACUGGGGAGUCAAUCAGUACCAUUUCUGCAACGGUACCGGUCCGCUGGCCUGCGGGGUUCCGUACACCUGCUGUGUUCGCAGGCUGGGAGAAGUUAUCAACACCCUUUGUGGCUACAACACUCUGAAUGAACAGCGUGAAACCCUGCAGGAGGUGAUCCAUGUGCGCGGCUGCAUCCAUGCAGUUAACCUCUGGAUGAGUGACAACAUUGGAAUAACCGUCGCCCUCUGCUGCGCCAUCGGGCUGCCACAGCUGCUGGGCAUCAUCCUGAGCUGCGUCUUCUGGAACCUGCUGGUGGACAUGAGCGAGUCGGCCGACAUGGUGGACUUCAAGCUGAAGAAGUCCGAGUUCGAGUACAGCGAGCUGGACCUGGCGGGUGCCGGCUGGUGCCUGUGCCUGCCCAGGGACGGCGGCUACCUGCCUGUGCCGGCCUCCGAGCCUGAGCUCGACCCCAUUGACAUUCACCUGCAGAAGCUGAAGAAGCAGCCGCCCCGGACCCACGCCCAGCUCAGAGAGCUGCAGCAGUCCCGGUCGGCCAGCGGCCUGGACGAGGUCGACGUGGGCCGGCGGCAGAAACGGGACCACUGAGUUCAUCUCCCGUCCAGCCUAGUUUUUUUUUUUUUUUUUUUUUUUUUUUUGCCUUUUGGGGUUUUUAUGCCUUUCUUUUUAAAAAAAUUUCUUGUCUGUGUAAUUGAUGACAUUCAUUUUGGUUGUGUUGCACUACUCAAAGUUUGAACGCGAACCAUUGAAUCAAAAGGAAGUGGGUCGGCUGAAGGGAUCAGAAGUACUUUUUGCACUUUGUUUACAGCAAAUUUCAAACAAAAUUCCUUUUAAAAGAGAGAUUUUCUUUGUCUUAUCAGUCAUUUCAUAUUUUUGUUAAGCCUUGACUGAGCCACGGCUCGUGUGCUAAAGCUUACCUCAGGCUAUUUUGAAAAUAGCCCAGUAGUCAGAGGACAAAACAGUUUUGGUUGUAUAAAUAAAUUAAUGGUUGCUUUUCGUUGUGUGAGAAUAGGACUAGCCAGGUGUGUCUUGCUUGUAGCGUCUGUGACGGAUUUAUACGGUUUGUGUAAUGUUUUUUAUUUCUAUGAUUUUUUUAUUUAAUUUUGUGCAAUCACUGUACAUUGUAAGACUGCUAUUUGUGAAAUAACAUGGGAUGCAUGUUUUUUACUGUAUAUGAAGUCAUUUUAAAGAAGAAGAAGAAGAAAAAAAUCUCUGUACUUGAGGCUUUUCCAUUUUAAUAAAAAUGUUUUUAUUCCUUCCAUCUUUAAAGGAAUUCCUAAAGGCAUUAUCCAUCUGACCCGGGGAAAAAAAAAAAAAACAGAGUUUUUUUUGUAUGAGUUGUAUUAUUUUGAGCUUCCUCCCAGCUCCUGCCUUGUAUAAACACUAAUGUUCUUGUCAAUAAAGCUGAAUUUGUCUACUGA
Messenger RNA from Xiphophorus maculatus (southern platyfish), 2137 nucleotides. Its product is annotated as tetraspanin-15-like. Bases 243 to 1304 code for a protein of 353 amino acids. The record is from RefSeq and is a predicted model, not a curated record. The transcript is spliced from 8 exons. Lineage: Eukaryota; Metazoa; Chordata; Actinopteri; Cyprinodontiformes; Poeciliidae. Gene Ontology annotation, cellular component: membrane.